Molecule: messenger RNA, 296 nt
Organism: Musca vetustissima
Lineage: Eukaryota; Metazoa; Arthropoda; Insecta; Diptera; Muscidae
Gene: Mocs2A
Exons: 1
Coding region: 9-296 (95 amino acids)
Biological process (GO): Mo-molybdopterin cofactor biosynthetic process
Cellular component (GO): cytosol
Source: RefSeq, a predicted model, not a curated record
UAAUAACAAUGAGUUGUGCGGAUUCCGUAACGAAGCAAAUCAAUAUUCGAAUAUUAUUUUUUGCAAAAGCACGUGAAUUGGCAGGAUUGGAUGAAGUGACAUAUAGCAUCGAAACAAAUACGAUAACAUCCCUCAAACUACUGGCAGAAUUAAGUGCUGCGUAUAAUUUGGAAUCCAUUAAAUCUACAAUUAUAUUGGCCGUCAAUCAAAACUAUUGUAACGUCAGUGAAGAAGAACAACUCUCCUUGAAGGAAGGUGAUGAAGUGGCAAUUAUUCCUCCCUUAAGUGGUGGAUAG